AUGCCGGCGUCUGAAUGCCCCGAUUUCCUUGCCGCCUUCAGGAGGCGUGUGCUCUCCAUGUCCGGGGGGAUCGAGGAGCUGGGGUCCGUCCAAUGGGAGCUGUGCGCCUGUCUCCUGGCCUGCUGGUUGGCCUGCUACUUCUGCAUAUGGAAGGGAGUCAAGUCCACUGGAAAGGUCGGUCCAACAUCCUCGUUCUUAUUCCAGCCAGCUAGUGCGCUGAACACAAGUCAUGUCUGCAGGGGGCAGUCCUGGUGGAAGGGAGAUCCAGAUCCCGCUCCAGCAGGGGGCGACGGCGAGCUCUCUGGCCAAUGCCAUGCCCUCUCCUUGGUCCCCCCCGGCGUCUCGUUGCGCCAGGCCAACGCCCGGUCCCACGUGGAGGCCCCCCCAGAACAUGGCUCAGGCGGUUCCCACGGGCCGGACUGCGGCUUCCUGCCGGUCCAGGGGGGCUUCAGAGACCGCUUCCUAGCGACUCCGGAGCCCAAGUACUGCUGUGAGGCCUGCAGGCUGGUGCUGUGUCAGCCCCGGCAGACCGAGUGCGGACACCGCUUCUGUGACAGCUGCAUCAACGAGCUGCUCAGCCAUCCCAAACCCAUGUGUCCUGUGGAUAUGGAGCCCUUGUUUAAGGAGAAGGUGUUCCGUGACGUGUGCUGUCACAGGGAGAUCAUGGCCCUCAACGUUCUCUGUCGCAGUCAUUCCAACGGCUGUGCUGAACACAUGACCCUGCAGCAAGUCCCAGACCAUCUCAACGUGUGUCCAUUCUUUGAAGUCCCGUGCCCCCUGGGGAAGUGUAAGGAGAGGGUGAUGAGGAAGGACAUCUCGGACCACCUGGGCUUCAAGUGUAAACACAGAGAGAGCAGCUGUGAAUACUGCAAACACAAGAUGCCCCUCAGUGAACUACAGAAACACAAGGAGACGGUGUGUCCAGCGUUCCCUGUUGCCUGUCCGAACAACUGCUCACACUCCCCUCUGCUGAGGAACAAGGUAGGGCCCAGGUUACACGAGCGGGAAUGUCCAAAGUCUCAGGCCUUGUGUCCUUUCCAGCGCUACGGCUGCACUCAGAAGGGAUCGAACCAGGUCAGGGACCAUGAGGCGGAGUCGGCAGCGGAUCACCUGAGGAUGAUGUUAUCUAGGAGCUGUGCCCUGGAGACUAAGGUGGACGUGAGGGAGGAGCUGCUGGAGCGGUCCAAGGUGCUCCCGGGUCUCAGCAGCCGUCUGGCGGAGAUGAGAAUCACCGAGGAGCUGAGGGACAAGAACCGGCUCACGGACCAGAAAUCGUCACGGCUGCAGAAGCUGAUGAGCUCCCAGUCGGAGAAGCUCCUGGAGGUGGAGCUGGAGCUGAGGGUGCUACGUCUCCUCCGGGAGGAGGUGGGGGAGCUGAGGGGGGCGCUGGAGAACCUGAGGGCCGGUCUGGCCCUCCUGGAGCAGGGGGCCCGCGGCCCGGCUGCCACCGGCUCCAUGGAGACGCAGCUGAGUCGCCACGACGACAUGCUGAGCGUGCACGAGAUCCGUCUGGCGGACAUGGACCUGCGCUUCCAGGUGCUGGAGACGGCCAGCUUCAACGGCACGCUCAUCUGGAAGAUCCGCGAAUACAAGCGGCGCAAGCAGGACGCGGUGGCCUCCAAGACCUCCUCGCUGUACUCCCAGCCCUUCUACACCGGCUACUUCGGCUACAAGAUGUGCGCCCGCGUCUACCUGAACGGCGACGGCAUGGGCAAGGGCACGCACCUGUCGCUCUUCUUCGUGGUCAUGAGGGGCGAGUACGACGCGCUGCUGCCCUGGCCCUUUAAGCAGAAGGUGACCCUGAUGCUGAUGGACCAGGGACCCCCCAGGAAGCACCUGGGCGACGCCUUCAAGCCCGACCCCAACAGCAGCAGCUUCCGGCGGCCGGUGGCCGAGAUGAACAUCGCCUCGGGGUGCCCGCUGUUCGUGGCGCAGACCGUCCUGGACACUGGCACCUACAUCAAGGACGACACCAUCUUCAUCAAGGUUACCGUGGAUACCUCUGACCUCCCCGACCCCUGACCUCUGAACCCCGAACGGAUCAGCUGAUCUGUCGAACCCCGCAGAGCAAAGGAUCAUGGGAGAACGGAGGAACGGUGGACGGGCCCGGGAGCGCCUGCCGUCCGGCAGACAGACAGACAGACGGGUGGGUGGCGGGACAGCCGGGCCCCGUCCCGACCGGGCCUCCUGAGCGGGCGGGGCACCUCCUCCUCCUCCUCCUCCUCCUCCUGGGGGAGCGGCGGACCCCGGGGGGCGCCUCCCGCCCGGUCCGCGGACAUUUCAGCUCAGCGUCUCGGUGUACAUAGCCAACAUGGACGUUUAACGCAUCACUAUGGCCACACGGGGCAUCCCCACGGCAACAGGACUGUUGUCCCUCGGCGUGCCCCCCC
Messenger RNA from Gadus chalcogrammus (walleye pollock), 2390 nucleotides. Its product is annotated as TNF receptor-associated factor 3-like. Gene Ontology annotation, molecular function: zinc ion binding; tumor necrosis factor receptor binding. Gene Ontology annotation, biological process: tumor necrosis factor-mediated signaling pathway; positive regulation of JNK cascade; protein K63-linked ubiquitination. NCBI's taxonomy places the organism in Eukaryota, Metazoa, Chordata, Actinopteri, Gadiformes, Gadidae. Gene Ontology annotation, cellular component: membrane; plasma membrane signaling receptor complex. The record is from RefSeq and is a predicted model, not a curated record.